GGAAAGGCAUCGCUCGGCCAUGGAAGCUUGUAUACUAUCGUGCAAAGAAGAUAUUUGAUGUGAAUAAUUACAAAGGCAGGUACAAUGAAGAAGACACUAAGAAGCUGAAGGCAUACCAUUCCCUCCAUGGAAAUGACUGGAAAAAGAUCGGGGCAAUGGUGGCCCGAAGCAGCCUCUCUGUUGCCCUGAAGUUCUCUCAGAUUGGUGGUCAUAGAAACCACGGUACUUGGAGUAAGACAGAAACCCAGAGACUAAUCAAGGCUGUGGAGGAUGUGAUCCUAAAGAAAAUGUCUCCCCAGGAGUUAAGAGAACUGGAUUCUAGACUCCAGGAAGACCCUGAAGGUCGCCUGUCAAUUGUCCGGGAAAAACUGUACAAGGGCAUAUCAUGGGUGGAAGUGGAAGCUAGAGUGGAGACCAGAAACUGGAUGCAGUGCAAAAGUAAGUGGACAGAGAUUCUCACCAAAAGGAUGACCCAUGGGGGAUUCGUGUAUCGUGGGGUCAAUGCUCUGCAGGCCAAAAUCACCCUUAUUGAAAGGUUGUAUGAACUAAAUGUGAAUGACGCUAAUGAAAUAGAUUGGGAAGAUCUUGCUAGUGCCAUAGGGGAUGUCCCUCCACCUUUUGUUCAGGCAAAAUUUUAUAAGCUGAAAGCUGCCUGCGUUCCUUUUUGGCAGAAAAAGACUUUUCCAGAGAUCAUUGACUACUUAUAUGAGACCAGUCUGCCUUUGCUGAAGGAAAAGUUAGAAAAGAAGAUGGAGAAAAACAACAGCCAGAUCCAGACUCCCUCAGCUCCCAAACAAGACUUCCUGUUCAAAGACAUCUUCUAUUGUGAUGAUGACAGUGACGGGGAGGGCGCAGAGGAGCCCAGUGCCCCUGGUGUGCCGUGACUAUGGAUCUCCUCCUCCUCAGACUUGUCUCUGUUCCCUUGGACCUCUUGCUGCGCAUCUCCUCUUCUGGGUGAACUGCUGGUGGCCAUAUCUGCUGGCACACUUGUGUUCUUUGUAGAAGCUCAGCUGUUAGUUUUGGAAGAGUCUGUCCAGCUGGGGUACAACUCCCACUGGAGUCUCAGGACAGGGUGAAAGGGGGGCUCUUCCAUCAA
This is a messenger RNA of Cricetulus griseus (Chinese hamster), 1096 nucleotides long. The record is from RefSeq and is a predicted model, not a curated record. NCBI's taxonomy places the organism in Eukaryota, Metazoa, Chordata, Mammalia, Rodentia, Cricetidae.